Molecule: messenger RNA, 1110 nt
Organism: Phragmites australis (common reed)
Lineage: Eukaryota; Viridiplantae; Streptophyta; Magnoliopsida; Poales; Poaceae
Exons: 1
Coding region: 1-1110 (369 amino acids)
Source: RefSeq, a predicted model, not a curated record
AUGGCUACUGAAAGAACUGGAAAUGCGGAGGCUUCGGACGCUGCAUCAAAGUAUGAUCCAAAGACUGAUCCAAGGCAGAAGCCGGCAAGGUCAACUGAUUCAUGGUGGAAAUAUGCAUUUUGGCCGACCAUUGGUAAUAAAGAUCUCUUGCAGUGUUGCUUGUGUGAUAGAACUGUAAUUGGAGGAAUUACAAGGCUCAAGGAGCAUCUUGUGGGUGGUUAUGGAGAUAUUCUGAAGUGUGUCAAAACCACAUCAGCUAUCGCUCAAGAGAUGCAAGCUGCUUUGAAGAGUAAGAAUAGACCACUUCCGCUUGAUGAUGAAGGAGGGCUUCAAGGAGAAUAUGAUGAUGGGAUUUAUGUGAUAGAGGAGUCCCAAGAUGUUACUAGAAGCAUUGUUAAUCCUAGUUCAGGGACAACUGCCAAAAGGAAAAAAUCUACCCCUAAGUUCAAAGCACCAAAAGAACUCAACACAAAGUCAGUUGGUUCAAUGCUUAGGAGAACUCCAAAAGAGGUAGUGGAAGAAAGACAUUUGAAGGGUUCUUCUCAAAUAAGUAUCCAAGCUAGCAUCAGGACAAAGGAAGAAAGAGAUGCUGUCAACUUGGACUGGGCCAGGUUCUUUUAUGAGUGUGGCAUACCAUUCAAUGCCGCAAAUUCUAGGCAGCUUCAGAUUGCUAUAGAGGCCACUACACAAUAUGGUUCUGGGUACAAGCCUCCUACCUACCAUGAGCUUAGGGAGCCAUUGCUCGAGAAGGUUGCUAAGGAGACAUAUGAUUUGAGGAAUAAACAUGAGGAUGCAUGGAAGCAAUAUGGCUGCACAUUGAUAUCAGAUGGAUGGACGGAUAGGAGAGGGCACCAUUUGAUCAGCUUCCUAGUCAAUAGUCCAGUGGUGACUUUCUUCUUGGAGUUAGUUGAUGCAUCAGGUGAAGUUCAUGAUCAAGUGAUGCUAGCUGAUUUGUUAGAGAAGAGAAUAACACAUAUUGGAGUAGAUAAAGUUGUGCAAGUUGUCACUGACAAUGGGCUAACUAUAAGGCAGCGGGCAAGCUUCUCAUGGAGAGGUUUCCUACACUUUAGUGGACACCUUGUGCUGCACAUUGCUUGGAUCUUAUGUUGA